Gaeumannomyces tritici R3-111a-1 is the source of this 716-nucleotide messenger RNA. RefSeq lists its product as hypothetical. The record is from RefSeq and is a predicted model, not a curated record. Lineage: Eukaryota; Fungi; Ascomycota; Sordariomycetes; Magnaporthales; Magnaporthaceae. The coding region runs from base 1 to 714 and encodes 237 amino acids. The transcript is spliced from 3 exons.
AUGGCUACCUGGACCGGUAACUUUAAGACGGACGCCAUGCAUGCUGGCCCGACGUUAAUGAGAAGUCUGCAGUAUAGUCAAGCCCUUAGAAUGCCUCAACCGGGCGACUGUACGGACAGCCAGUAUGGCAUGAACCUACCUCCGCGGACGAUCCUUCACCCUGGACCAUUCAACGACAUGGCCUGGCGAGAACUUGGACUGCUCCAUAUGGAGUCCGAGGAACACACGUCACGCGGGACUGCUAGUGAAAUCCACGAGCAUGCGGACGACGGCGCCGACACGCUUGCGUCUGUUCCUGGCGGCUCCCGACUCAACAGGCGGCGGCUACGACAGGGCCUGGCAAGCGCGGCCGCCACGAGGGUCGCGUGGGGACGGAGACUGAGCGGCCGGUGGAUUAGCCGCCGGCAGGAGGAUAGAGCUGUAUCGAAGCAGUUUCGAUGGAGGUGGGAGUUUAGGAUCGUAUAUGUUGAGCGAUAUCCCCCCCUCGGUUUCGACGUGGUCAACUCCAAGAAGUGUAGACCACAUCGGCUCCUGGUUGCUUUCUCUUACUUUUCCCCUUUCGAUCUCCAUCUCCGCAUCAUAUUUUGGCUGGAUUCUUUCUCGAGUCAGCAAGUUUCCUCCUUCCGCAGCCAGAUAAAAAGCACCUACCACAUCGAGAUUGCCCAUCAUCAAUCAAUAUUACCCCCUCUGUUCCGCACCACCCAAGACCGGUAGCG